AUGCCCGCCUACUUCCGCUUCCUCACCAUCAUGGCCUUCCACGUCUUCCUGCAGGAGAAGGUGGACCUGGCGGUGGUGGAGGUUGGCAUUGGCGGUGCCUACGACUGCACCAACAUCAUCAGGGCACCGGUGGUGUGUGGGAUCUCCGCCCUGGGCAUCGACCACACCAGUAUCCUGGGGGACACCAUGGAGAAGAUCGCCUGGCAGAAGGGGGGCAUUUUUAAGCGCGGCGUGCCGGCCUUCACCGUGGCGCAGCCGGAGCGGCCGCUGGGGGGCUUGCGGGACACGGAGUGGCUUGGCCGGACCCAGGUGCUGCCCCGGGGUCCUGUGACCUGGUACCUGGAUGGUGCCCACACCACCAGCAGCAUCCAGGCUUGUGUCCGCUGGUUCCGCCAGGCUGCCCUCAACCAGGACAAACCCUACGAUGGUUCCGAGGUGCGUGUGCUGCUCUUCAAUGCCACAGGGGACCGGGACACGGCGGCACUGCUCAAGCUGCUGGUGCCCUGCCACUUCGACUAUGCCAUUUUCUGCCCCAACUUCACAGAGGUGUCGGUGCCCAGCAACGUGGGUGAGUUCCAGGGAGCUGGGGUGUCCCCCUGA
Messenger RNA from Chaetura pelagica (chimney swift), 600 nucleotides. It is a transcript of the gene FPGS, whose product is annotated as folylpolyglutamate synthase. Gene Ontology annotation, cellular component: mitochondrion; cytoplasm; cytosol. The coding region runs from base 1 to 600 and encodes 199 amino acids. Gene Ontology annotation, molecular function: ATP binding; tetrahydrofolylpolyglutamate synthase activity. NCBI's taxonomy places the organism in Eukaryota, Metazoa, Chordata, Aves, Apodiformes, Apodidae. The record is from RefSeq and is a predicted model, not a curated record. Gene Ontology annotation, biological process: tetrahydrofolylpolyglutamate biosynthetic process. The transcript is spliced from 7 exons.